Molecule: messenger RNA, 2490 nt
Organism: Hyaena hyaena (striped hyena)
Lineage: Eukaryota; Metazoa; Chordata; Mammalia; Carnivora; Hyaenidae
Gene: NEK5
Product: NIMA related kinase 5
Exons: 22
Coding region: 1-2490 (829 amino acids)
Biological process (GO): protein phosphorylation
Molecular function (GO): ATP binding; protein kinase activity
Source: RefSeq, a predicted model, not a curated record
AUGGAUAAAUACGAUGUGAUUAAGGCCAUUGGGGAAGGUGCCUUCGGGAAAGCAUUCUUGGCCAAAGGGAAAUCAGAUAGCCAGCACUGUGUUAUAAAGGAGAUCGAUUUUGCAAAGAUGCCCAGCCGAGAAAAAGAAGCAUCACAGAAAGAAGUAAUUCUUCUGGCAGAGAUGAAGCACCCCAACAUUGUAACCUUCUUCAGUUCGUUUCAAGAGAACAAUAGGCUGUUUAUUGUGAUGGAGUAUUGUGACGGAGGGGAUCUCAUGAAAAGGAUCCAUAGACAGCGGGGAGUGUUAUUUAGUGAAGAUCAGAUUCUGAUUUGGUUUGUACAGAUUUCUCUGGGACUAAAAUAUAUUCAUGACAGGAAGAUCUUACACAGGGACAUAAAAGCACAGAACAUUUUUCUUAGUAAGAAUGAUAUGGUUGCAAAGCUCGGGGACUUCGGUAUAGCAAGAGUUCUAAACAAUACCAUGGAACUUGCUAGAACUUGUAUUGGAACACCUUCCUACCUGUCCCCAGAGAUCUGUCAGAAUAAACCCUACAACAAUAAAACGGAUAUUUGGUCUCUUGGCUGUGUCUUAUAUGAGCUUUGCACACUCGAGCGUCCGUUUGAGGCAAACAGCUUACACCAGCUGGUUCUGAAGAUUUGCCAGGCACGUUUUGCCCCAAUAUCCCCAAGGUUUUCCCGUGACCUGCAUGCCUUGGUAUCUCAGCUCUUCGAAGUAUCUCCCCGAGAUCGGCCAUCUAUUAAUUCCGUUUUGAAAAGACCCUUUUUAGAGAAUCUUCUUGCCAAAUACGUGACCCCUGAGGUCAUUCAGGAGGAAUUCAAUCACAGCAACACCCGUAAAGCAAGAUCAUUGGCUUCUCAACCUUCAGGGAAGGGGAUCCAAGAUUCUAAAAUACAGAAAGUGAGAUUCCAGGGAAAGUGCCUACCAAGAUCAAGGAUAUCGGUGCCAAUUAAAAAGAAGGAGAUACUAUAUAGAAAUGAAUGGAGACGACCAGCUGGAGCCCAGAAUCCCAUAGCCAUAAAAAUGGUAGAAAGGCCCAAAUUUGCUGCACUCUGUGGGCAUUACGAUUAUUAUUAUGCCCAACUUGACGUGUUGAGGAAGAGAGCUCAUGAACCAGGUUACCACUGUGUUCCUUCAAAAGAUUCUGGAGUAGAGGAGAACUAUAAACAGGAAGAAAGCCACAGUCCAUCACCAGGUCAAUGGCCUGCUGAAUACCUUCAGAGGAAAUUUGAAGCCCAACAAUAUAAGCUGAAAGUGGAAAAGCAGCUGGGUCUUCGUCCAUCUUCUGUGGAGCCAAAUCACAACCAGAGACAAAAGCUACGAAGUAAUGGAGAAGAGUGUAGAUUCCAGGAGCUGCAGAUCAGGAGAAACAAAACGAAGGAACAGGAAUACUUGAAGCAGCUGGAGGAAAUACGCCAACAGUACCACAAUGACGUGAAGGAAAUUAGAAAGAAGAUGGGGAGUGAACUGGAGGAGGACUCAAAAAUAAGUCUUAAGACCUAUUUAGUGAAGAAAAGUGACCUGCCCAUCCACCAGCAGGCACCUGAGGAAGAAGCUCCUGUACAGGUUAUUGAAAGAGACUUGAAACAAAUGAGAGCUCCGGCCAUAAAGGUAGGUAAAAUUCCAGCACAAAACUGUAAAGCUAAGGGUGGAGUGAAGUUUGAAAUUAGUUUAAACCAAUGUAUUUCUGAUGAACACACCCUCCAAGAGGCAGAGGCAACAGAUGUGCGAAAUGAAACUUUGACCCUUGAGGACGGCAUGGAGCUUCAGGAGUAUGAAGAUUAUACAGACGAAGCAUUUGAAAAACUCUGUUGCCCAGAAGCAGGUAAGUGUCGUGAUACUGGUGCUGCUGCAGAGAACAGGAGACAGUGGGAUGCGCGAGCUCCUCAGACUCUCCUGGAGAUGAUGGCAGCGGGGGACAUUAUCUCCACCCGUUUCACUCUGCGGGAGGGGCCAUCUACCGUCAGUGGCCAAGGGAUUGUGACCGGAGGCGUUCCAGAAAAUAGGAAACAGUGGCGGCACGAAGUGCCAGGAGCUUUAAUGAAUGCUUUGGCUGCAGCACGUCUAACAAGUAGCUCAUUUUCUGCCAACGAAGGAGAACUGGCAGUGGGAACAUUGAAACAAUGGCUUCCUAGAGAAGAUGAGGGAAAUGUGGAAAUGGCCCCUGGCAUUGAAGCAGAUGAGGAACAACCAAGAUCGGAUGAUGAUGAUACAAAUUUUGAAGAAUCUGAAGAUGAGUUGAGAAAUGAAGUAAUAGAAUCCCUAGAAAAACUUGCUACUUCUAAAGAUGAAGAAAACAGCAAAGAGACUCCUGGCUUCUCUAAGGGUGCUGAAAAGUUGGGAGGAGAGGAGAUAGGCAUACAGAAAUAUGCAGACUUAAAUGACGGUUUGGAGAAUAUUUCUACUCAAUCUAAUGACAAAGUGUCCAUUGCCGAUGAAAACCAAGAAACAUCAACAACCCAUCAAAAUAUACAAGUGUGA